Schistosoma turkestanicum is the source of this 2665-nucleotide messenger RNA. The record is from the annotation of a GenBank genome assembly. Lineage: Eukaryota; Metazoa; Platyhelminthes; Trematoda; Strigeidida; Schistosomatidae.
AUGUUCAUCAAACGUCAUUACAAUUUGUAUACGCUAAGCAGUUUAUGGCGACAUUGUUUCAUCGAUAAAAAGAAAUCGGAAGCUUUGGAAAGUUUCAUGGGUGCUCAUAUUUUGGAUGAUGCAAAACUGGUAACAAAACAAAAAAGAAAAUCACGCUUGUUACCAACUCGCAUAAGCAAGUGUAAUGAAUGUAAAGAAAAUACAUCGGGUUGUGAAUCCUGCUUAGCUAAGCGUUCUGAGGUCCUUAAUAGCAACUACGUUCGUUCGGCGCUCAAAGAAUAUGAUCUUGAUAUUGGCAACAUGCUGGACUGUGAUCAGGAACCGGGGCCCGCUGGCGGACCACUUGUUAAGACAGUAACUACUAGGAUUUCUAAGCCUGCUUCACCAAUUACCGAGGAGAAUGGAAGUGACCUAGAAUCCUGUAGCAAAAAAACAAACAAUUCUGAAAACUCGGUCUAUUCAUCAGAUGAAGUUUACGUCACACCACCACCCUACAUUGACCAUGAAUAUUCUCACUGCCAAGCCCAGCUACGCCGACCUGAAGAAAAUCAGCUUGUGAAUAAAUUUAAUGACAACUACUGUACGAGUAGACUGAUAGAAUUAAUGGAUCUUUAUCCACUUCUUAAAGCUUUCGUCGAUUCCAUACUUUUAGAAACGGAUGCUAAUUAUGAAACGGAUGAAUUUGAUGAUGAUUUUAGUUCAUCAGAAAAUGAUAUGUAUAGUGAAGAGGAUUUCGAAGGAGAAAAUCAUAAUCUAAAAGACUCAAGUAGUCAGGAACUUUGUGAUUGUGAAUAUACUUUCUGUAAACGGAGCUCUCGCCGCCAGCAUACAGGUUCACUGUAUUUUGAUGCUCAUAAGACACGUUCAUCUAGAAUUUCAUCACGUGGCAUCAAGCAACGCAAGAGAACCAGAUCAGUGAAAUUAUCUUCACUAAACAGUUGUCCCACUCGAAGAUCCAAACGAGUUAUAAGGGCUCCCCGCCGUCCCUACGAUGACUUUGAAAAGUCUCAAUACUAUCGUUAUGAAUUAGAUGAUGAGGCAAGAAUGUUGGUUGAUGGGGAGGAAAGGAAUUUCGGUUCCAGUGAUCGAUCUAAUGUGAUGGAAGGUUACAGUCGCUAUUCACUUAACAGUCAGUCAGAUGUGGACUCAGAAAACGCUGAGAAAUCUAUAGAUAUCGAGAAUAGUCGAUACAGCAAUCACAAUUAUUGUCGACCAUUAAAACGCGCCCAUCAACCUAUUUCAGGUACACGAUCACACUUGGAUAAUUUUAAUCGUAGUUGGUCUCCUGGCACGGAUGACGAUGAUUUUAGUUCCGAUCACGAAGAGAGCUAUCUCUGUGCUGCUUCUACACUACAAAUGAGCAAAAACAGGAUGACAUUGAGUCCGUCGCAUCCAUUUGACAAACGAUCUCAAACCAAAAAUGAGAAAUCAAAUCUUGGUAUCUCUGAUAGUUGGAAUUCUAUGAAGUGGUCAGUUGAGCGAAAAAUGGAUGAGUCAUCGAUUAAUAGUGUCAAGUUAGAAAAAAGUCAAAGGGAAUUAACUGGUGAAAUCCAAACCUACGAUGAGAAAGUGGACGAGCCUGUGUUAAAACGCAGUAAACAGUCGGCUGUAGAUGCGGCGCGAUUACUUCUGGGUAUCAGUCAAAUCCAAAAUCUCAGACAAAAAUCUGAAUGUUUGAAGCUGGACACCAGUGGAGCUAGUUCAACAAUAGAUUCCAGAGCAACAUCUAUCUCUAAUGCAAAUAGUACCAGCUCGGAAUCGACCAUACUAUUAAAAGAAGUAUCGGCUACUCUGAUUUAAACAUGUCUUCGCCUUUUCUUUUUCUGACAUUGUACAUAAACAAGCGUGUAUAUUAUUCAAGUUAAAUAACUCGCUGAUUUCAGGGUUACUUAUUCUAGUCUGAUUCGCUCAACGCGAGUAAUUCAACCCAUGACCUGAUUCGCAUUAUCCUGCAAUAUUAGUCUUGCUUCCAUUUUCUUAUGAUUUUUCUGUUGUUAUAAUAAGUAUGUUACUUUGUUUAUUUCAAACACUGCGCCUAUUGAUAGAGUUUUAAUUUCUUUUCGAAUCUUUCUGCAUCAGGUCCGUAGCUUAAAUUAUCACAAUGUUUUCGUCCUAUUCUUAUUUAUCAUGCAACAUAAUUUAUGACACCCGCAUUUGUAGUUUGUCUGAGUUUUCCAGUCAACAUAAAUCAGACUUAUGUGCAGUAUUAAAGAUGUAUUUCGAGACUUCUCCUAACAUUUACGUUUUGUUUGAACGAAAGUUCCUCUUACACCUUUAAAUUAGUGCAAUUUCUAAAUUCAGUUUGGUUAUUUUCAAAGUAUAUAGGGAAAGUUCUUUUUCUAACUAUAAGAAUCAUGAUGGACUGACUGUAUAUCCGACAGUAUUGCAUGCAGAUGAUACUUGUGUACCUUUCAUAGUUUCAAUUUCAUUUGACUUACAGUUCUUCCGGUUAUUUUUGGAAGUGCAUUUUGUUGAAAUAUUUGUUACUCAUCCAUUAUUACUGGUUUGUAACCUUUUUUCAUAUUUUAAAGAUCCUCCCACUGGAUCCUAUAGAUGUAACUCUUUAGUUAAUUACUUUGGUUAAUAAUUUUGAAUCAUGUGUCAAUAACUUAAUGUGCAGUAUUAUUUGUAUAGAAUUUAAGAGAAGUUAUCUAUUUCAGAAUCA